This is a messenger RNA of Brassicogethes aeneus, 1272 nucleotides long. The record is from the annotation of a GenBank genome assembly. NCBI's taxonomy places the organism in Eukaryota, Metazoa, Arthropoda, Insecta, Coleoptera, Nitidulidae.
CGACAAUUCUGUGUUUAUUUUCUAACAAAUUUUAAAUUGAUCCAUUAGGGUAGUCACAAGCUAUACCUAGGGGGAUUUUUUUUUCGAUGUAUCUUCCGAGGGACCCCUCUAAAAGUUGCCAAUUGGCUAAAAAAUUAGAUUGGCAAAGUUUCAGCUCAACUGCAUACCGCUAACCUGUGCCCUGUAUGAAGAGUGGAGAAAACUACAAAAAAAACACGACCAGAUCUGCAAGCAGAGCUCAAAAUCAAAAAGUAGAAGCUUUUAAGUCAACCCUUGAUGACCUAUUUGACGUUGCUCAUCAAGAUGCACUUAAAAAUACUACUGAAGAAGACAAGCAUUUUUUGUUGCUCCAGAGAGACAAAGGACGUCCUGGCAUUUGCUAAAGCAGAACAACGAAGAGAAAAGAGACGAGCAUCUGAGCAAGAUAGGCAAAAUCAAGAAAAAAUAAAAAAAGCAAUUCCGAGGACUGACCUUAUCAAAAAUAGAUUCAAGAAUUCCGAUUUAGAGGGAGCUGUUGUGAACUGGGAUGGGAAAUUGCUUCCGGAUAUUUUGAAUAAAGUAAAUUUAGAAAGGUUAGCGGUUUUAAUUAGUUGUGGGGAUGAAGAACAAUUGAUAGGAGUCCCUCAGCUUGAAAAUAGUAUAGGCAUUACUCAGUGCAGUUUAAUUGGAGCUGGAGCUUCACUAAUUGGAAUCGGGUCUGAUAUUGCUGGAUCAUUAAGAUUGCCUUCCCAUUUUUGUGGUACGUGGGGCCACAAACCGACUCCCGAGACAGUAUCGUUUAAAGGUCAUUACCCCAGCUGCAAAGAUGAGUCUGCAUGGGCUGAAGUAUUUACUUUAGGGCCAAUCUCUAGAUACGCUACUGAUUUAAGGAUGUUACUGCAGAUUAUUGUUAAACCAACUGUAAAAAAAAAAUUGGAUUUAAACAAACCAGUUGAUAUAUCAAACGUCAGGAUUUAUUAUUUAGAACAAAUUAAUAGUCCCAUUGUGGAUAAACCAAAUAAUAAUGUAAAAACAGCUAUAAAUAGAGUUAUUAGUCAUUUUAAUAAUAUAUGCAAAAGUAGUUGCACAAAAAGUUUCUGUCAAGUGUCGCAUUUUUUAACUAAAAUAUUAACUGAUACUGUUAACAGCAAGUUGCAAACCUUUUUAAUGGAAAAUACCCAGAUUUACCACAACUUUCUCAGACAACUGUGUCUAAAAUACAUGCACAAUUUCAUGAAUAUGGACCCGUUAAACCAUUACGCAGGACGCCUCAUUUUAUUGAUGAAAAUGUGA